UGGUAAGUGUACGGUAAGAAAGCCUCUAGUUUCUGCUUUACAGAGGGCAGGGGAUCCACUAAUGGAAACACAGCGUUGGCUUGCUUGCCUGGUGUUCAUAGGACCUGUAACAAAGUUUCUGAUUCCACCAUACCAAGUAAGUUUUCUGAGCUACUGUUUAAUGCCUAUUAAUUGUGAGCUAAAUGGAUGCUGCUGUUGUGUUGGAAUAUCUAGAUGUGCUUUUGAGUGUUUGGUUAAAACUUUUUUCAAUUUACCCUCCUGGUAAAUGAAUGUUAAAUUUGGAUGGUUAUAAGUUUACAGGGUAUUAAAACUACAUUGGAAAAUGCUUGAAAAUUAAAGACUAAAACUUACAUUUUGUACUGAAAUAAAAAACAUAGUCAGACUAGCUAGUUAGAUUCUACAUUGGUUGAAGAGGGGAACGUAGCAAUCUUUAUAAGGGUGUGGAAAUCUCUCUUUGGUAGACGUGUUUUAAAACUGACGACAAUAUGUAAUGGGUGAAAGUGGAUGAUAUCUACUAGCGGCGAAUUUGGACUGUUAUAAAUGGUAUUAGAGCCCAACACUAGGCAGUGUGUUAGCGAGGAUGUUGGGUCCUUAAGGGGUGGAUUGUGAGAUCCCACGUUAGUUGGAGAGGGGAACAUAAAACCUCCCCCUAGUUGACGCAUUUUAAAUUGUGAGGCCGGAUUUGGAAGAAAACCUCCUAAAUUUGGCACAAAAGUAGUAAAGUUUAGAAAAGAAAAAUUGAAUUUUGAGUAUGGAAAAGAAUUAAAUUACAAAAAAUUGCAAUAUUAAUUGGAAAUUUAAUAGAGAAAUAAGAAGAGAAGCAUGCCCACAACAAGAAUUCCUAAAUAAAUUCUCCAUAAAACCCAUUCCUAUCUUUCAUCUUCUCCACUAAACCCAUAAACUUUCCGGCAAGCAAACAUUAUAAUGUCCGACUCCGGCGACCGUCCGAGGUUUCUGCAUUCCAUUUUUGGGCAUGGCAAAGUGGCGGAGUUGAUGCUGUGGAAGAAGAAGAGAGAAUCGGCGGCGAUGUUGGCCGGAAUCAGCGGCGUUUGGUUGCUGCUUGAGGUCUUGGACUACCACUUUGUUACUCUGCUUUGCUAUCUACUCAUCAUUACUAUGCUUCUUCCAAUGGCGGCUUUGAACGACGAGGGCACUGCCCUUUUCUCCUUCAAACAGUUCAUCACAGAAGACCCAGACGGCUCCCUCAGCAACUGGAAUUCUUCAGAUCAAAACCCUUGUUCUUGGAAUGGCGUUACAUGCAAUGAUCUAAGAGUCGUUUCCCUUAGUAUUCCCAAGAAGAAUCUCAAAGGGAUUCUCCCUUCUUCGUUGGGGAUUCUUUCUCACCUUCGCCAUGUGAAUCUAAGGAACAAUAAACUCCAUGGAACUCUGCCAUUGGAGCUUUUCCAAGCUAAUGGAAUACAGAGCUUGGUGAUUUUUGGGAAUUCCUUUUCUGGGUUUGUCCCAAAUGAUGUUGGUAAGCUCAAAAACCUUCAAAUCUUGGAUUUAUCUCACAAUUUCUUUAAUGGGUCGUUGCCUGUUUCAUUGAUCCAAUGCACAAGACUUAGAAUUCUUGAUAUUAGUCACAAUAAUCUUACUGAUGCUCUGCCUGUUGGACUUGGUUCUAGUUUGAAUUUCUUGGAAAAAUUGGAUGUUUCUCACAAUAUGUUCAAUGGUUCAAUCCCUAUGGAUAUUGGUAAUCUCUCUAGCUUGCAAGGAACUGUUGAUUUCUCAUAUAAUUUGUUCUCUGGUUCAAUCCCUGCUAGCUUAGGAAACCUUCCUGAAAAGGUUUAUAUUGAUCUUAGUUAUAAUGAUUUGAGUGGUUCAAUACCCCAAAAUGGUGCUCUUAUGAACAGAGGACCUACUGCUUUCAUUGGUAAUCCUGGUCUUUGUGGACCUCCAUUGAAGAAUCCGUGUUCUUCGGAAGCUCCAGGCGCGAGUUCGCCGUCGUCAUUCCCCUUUUUCCCAGAUAAUUCUCCACCUGGGAGGUCUGAGGGUAAUGGAGGGUUGAGUAGGAGCACGUUGGUUGCGAUAAUCGUCGGCGACAUUAUCGGUAUCUGUCUGAUUGGGUUGCUGUUUUCGUAUUGCUAUUCGAGGUUUUGGACUCGUAGGAAUGGGAAGAAGGUAGAGCAAUCUAAAGAUGGUCUUCAUAAGGGAGAGAAAGGAAGAAAGGAUUGUCUCUGCUUUCGAAAGGGUGAAUCCGAGAAUGUUUCGGAGCAUGUUCAGCAGUUUGAUCUCGUAGCUCUUGAUUCAAACGUGACGUUUGAUCUCGACGAACUUCUUAAGGCGUCGGCGUUCGUUUUGGGGAAAAGUAGUAUCGGGAUAGUGUAUAAAGUCGUGCUCGAAAAUGGCCUCACUUUAGCUGUGAGAAGAUUGGGUGAAGGAGGUUCACAAAGGUUUAAAGAGUUUCAAACUGAAGUUGAAGCAAUUGGGAAGCUAAGGCAUCCAAAUGUUGUUGGCCUUAGAGCUUAUUAUUGGUCUGUUGAUGAAAAACUGCUUAUUUAUGAUUACAUAUCAAAUGGAAGCCUUGCAUUUGCCAUUCAUGGGAAGCCCGGGACAUCGUCGUUUUCACCGUUACCGUGGUCUGUUCGGUUAAGAAUCAUGGAAGGUAUAGCAAAAGGGUUGAUUUACUUGCAUGAGUUUAGCCCCAAAAAGUAUGUCCAUGGCAAUUUGAAGACGAACAACGUACUUCUCGGACACAAUAUGGUACCUCAUAUUUCGAAUUUCGGGCUUGCUCGACUUGUUAACAUCGCUGGAGGAUCUCCGACUCUGCAAUCGGGUCACUUGACAGACGAAAAACCCCACGAGAAACAGCUUAAGUCUGCAACUUCUGAAGCUAGUACAUUCAGUUCUAAUAUGAAUACUUACUACCAAGCCCCAGAAGCAUUAAAGGUCGUGAAGCCAUCACAGAAAUGGGACGUUUACUCGUUCGGUGUGAUAUUACUCGAAAUGAUCACCGGAAGGUUGCCGAUAGUUCAAGUUGGAGCGUCGGAGAUGGAUCUUGUUCAAUGGAUUCAACUCUGCAUUGAGGAAAAGAAGCCGCUUUCGGAUGUUAUAGAUCCGUCUUUGACACCGGACGACGAUACAGACGAGGAGAUUAUCACGGUUUUGAAGAUAUGUUUAGCUUGUGUUCAAAAUAGUCCCGAAAGAAGACCGACGAUGAGACAUGUUUCUGAUGCAUUGAGUAGGAUGGUUGUGAAUCCAAAGUGAACAAUGGACCGUUCAUACUCGAAAGCUCGAGCUCCCUCGUAAAGGGUUCGAAACAAAACUCUGGCUUUUCGUACGCUCGUGUAAAUGAAGAUGAUUUAUGUUCGUUCGAAUUUGUUUUUCUUUUACUGUCUUGAAACUUUGUUGAAGCAAUGGGUGUGUUCUUCAGUUGAGCUUUAGGGUUGUUAA
This is a messenger RNA of Cucurbita pepo subsp. pepo (vegetable marrow), 3393 nucleotides long. The record is from RefSeq and is a predicted model, not a curated record. NCBI's taxonomy places the organism in Eukaryota, Viridiplantae, Streptophyta, Magnoliopsida, Cucurbitales, Cucurbitaceae.